Messenger RNA from Hippoglossus stenolepis (Pacific halibut), 1234 nucleotides. RefSeq lists its product as uncharacterized. Gene Ontology annotation, biological process: generation of catalytic spliceosome for second transesterification step. The transcript is spliced from 5 exons. NCBI's taxonomy places the organism in Eukaryota, Metazoa, Chordata, Actinopteri, Pleuronectiformes, Pleuronectidae. The record is from RefSeq and is a predicted model, not a curated record. Bases 18 to 1076 code for a protein of 352 amino acids.
CUCAGAAGGUGGCGGCAAUGCCACAACAACUUGUUAGCAAUGCAAGAUUAGCAGCAGAAGAAGAGGACAUGUGUCACGUGACAUUGUUUAUGGUGAGUGGGGACGAUGGCGAGAAACGAGGAGAAGCAACAAGGGAAACUGAACAGACUGUGGCUGCAGAAGGAGAGAGAGGAGGGACGACUCCGAGAUGCUCACGAGCGCAGACCGAAGCUGCCAAACCUUCUCCUCCACAGUCCACUCUCAAUUCAGCCUCGUCUGUGACCAAGUGGAUCCCCAGCAUCAAGAAUGAAAUAGAGUAUUACCUGCAACAGUCCCAGCUGUCUCACUACCCAGAGAGGAAGAUAGCUGAGUUCCAGCUGCGCAUCGAGGCUCUGGAGAAAGAGUACAAAAGAUUCAUCGCCAAACUGCGAGCGCUCGACCCUUCGUGUAAACACAAGCCAUGGACUCCUCGAGGGUACUGCAAGAGGAGAGCAGAGACACAGGCCUCUCAGGGAACAGUUAAAAACCCUCGGCGCAGUGAUUCACAUGACGACAGCAGUCAGUGGAGUGGAGCUGAACCUGACUUGGCUAGCAGCCGGACAGGAUGUCACCAAACCUCAGCCACCGAGAGGGAGGGACCUCUCAGAUAUUCAGAGGCCAGACGUCAAACCCCUGUCCCCACCAACCCGAGGUCAGAAACCUCAGAGACAGUCUGCGCAGACCAGGACCAGCCGCUCUCCUUUGACCGCACACGACUGGCAGUGGCCACCGCUGCGUUCAGAGGGCCGUCGGUUCAGCUCAGCUCGUCUCGAACACAGAGUCUAGCCAGGGUACUGCAGUCAGGCCUGCCAAACCUCAGUAAUUCCCUGUCAGGUCAAACAUUUUCAUCACAGAACAGAGACACAGAGAGAGAUGUCGGGACAAUGGAGGGUUUGGUUUUCGGACUGAAAGGUGCCGUCCAACAACAUAAGUCAGAGUGUGAAGCAGCAGAGAGGAAACCUGAGAAAUCAUCGAACUCGUGCACAACAGAGGAGAGCACAGGUCACGUCCUGGGAUUAGACUGUUACUCUUCCUCUGAUGGGGAGUGGGACACGUGAUAUUGUAGAUCAUCAGACAUACGUAGUAGUUUACAUUUUUAUACAUUUUGUGUACUUUCAAGGGCUGGCAGGUCAUGUGAACAACAAGAUUGAUGUGAUAAAAGUACUUUGUAAAAAAACAAUUAAAUAUAAUAAUAAUAAAGAAUUAAAAACCAAAA